AUGGAGCGGUUGUCGUGUCUACUGGCUCCGCCUGGCCCGGUGGUGGGGUGUGGGGUCAUCUUGUCCUGGCUUGCACUAGACGAGAAAGGUCAGAUGAUCACUGAUAAGAUAACGGGUACCUCUACUAUAAACAUCCCGGCCUUUGCAUUUGGCCGCGCUGUGCUCCCUCACACGGCCGUAGAUGCUACCAAAGAACUAAACAUUCGAGUCGGCGACCAGAUCGCCGUCAUAGACAUGCGGGAAGAUGAGUUCGACCAGUUGUGGCUCGUCAAAUCCAAUCUGCAGACAGGGCUUGUGCCUGCGUCAUGCAUCCGCCUUAUCGAGAAAAUAUGCCCACCCCCAGUAAAGAAUAUCGAGGCGCCCAAAUCGAGCGCGAAACGCAAGUCACGACACUACAACAGACCCACCAUUGAGCACAGCGUCACAUUACGGGAUCAAAGCGGGACGGCCGAUGAUGAAAGCGAAGCAACCGCUGUAAAAGCAACCGAGACGGAAACUCGACGGAAACCGGGGCCUUUCAAUGGGUCUCGCAAUUCCCUCUCGUCCAUCUCACAAAGUAACAACUGCACGGCAAUUGGCGCAGCCAUAGUUCUAACAGAGUUCGUUGCUAGGCAACCGGGAGAGAUCUCACUGAAAGUGGGGACAGUUGUGUCGCUCCUGGAGGCGGAUAGCACAGAGACUAUGUGGAAGGGCAAGAACAGUACAUGCGAGGUACAACAUGCAUAUAUGUAUGAGACACACACGCACUUAUGA
Messenger RNA from Sphaeroforma arctica JP610, 753 nucleotides. RefSeq lists its product as hypothetical. Lineage: Eukaryota; Ichthyosporea; Ichthyophonida. Gene Ontology annotation, biological process: small GTPase-mediated signal transduction. The coding region runs from base 1 to 753 and encodes 250 amino acids. The transcript is spliced from 5 exons. Gene Ontology annotation, molecular function: protein binding; GTPase activator activity. The record is from RefSeq and is a predicted model, not a curated record.